Molecule: messenger RNA, 5388 nt
Organism: Humulus lupulus (European hop)
Lineage: Eukaryota; Viridiplantae; Streptophyta; Magnoliopsida; Rosales; Cannabaceae
Product: zinc finger CCCH domain-containing protein 19
Exons: 10
Coding region: 181-5109 (1642 amino acids)
Molecular function (GO): DNA binding; protein binding; metal ion binding
Source: RefSeq, a predicted model, not a curated record
UCGCAACAACACCGACUCCUCUCUUCUUCUCUUUGUCUCUCUGUGUUCAGUUCAAGAGUAACAAUAAGAAAAACAAAGAACAAGAAAUAAGAAGUCCUGAAUAAAUUGAAGCCAUAGCCGAACCUCAAAACCCUAGCCUCCCAAUUCAAGGGUUUUUCAAUUUCCAAUUUUUUUAUUGGUAUGGAAGGCGAAGAAGAAGAGGCUUCACAUGUCCAUAAACCUCAUUCUAAACUCCAAGACGGCAGCGCGGCCAUGCUCGAAUCCGACCUUGACGACACAGCUACGCGGCUGCAAUGCGAUUCCGAACCCAAUAGUGAGUCUCCGCAACCAGCGGCCUCGGGAAAAAACGAUGGGGCAGUGAUUGAAGGAGUAGGGGAGGGAAAAUUGGAGGAGGAAGAGAAGAACGACGUGGUUGAAAUGCCAGAAGGGGAGGGGAAGAAGGCUUUGGCUUCUGAAAUGGUGGAGGAAGAUGGUAAGCAGGUUAUGGCGGAGGAAUCUUCCGUGGCGGUGGCGGUGGAGGUGGCUCCGGCAGUUGAUGAUAUUGGUGUGCCGGAGGAGGUUAAAAUUGAGUGUGCGGCUGAGGAGGAGUCCGAAGGGGAGGUGGCUGAUGCAGCCGAGGAGAAGGAGAACGAAGAUGUGGGAGAUGGAAUUGAUGGGAUGGAAGUUUCAAAAGAGGACGCUUCAGGGGACUCAGUGGAGGAUUCAGCCGAGAGAAUUGAAGUUACGGAGUACGAGGGUGUGACGAACAUGGCGGGAGAAACGAAUUUGGCUGCGCAGGUAAAAGAGACGGAGACGGUGAACGUGGCUGACGUUGAAGACAAAACUGUGAAGCAAGAGGAGGCCGAAGUAGAGGAAGAGGAGGAGAUUGGGGUCGAGGGAGAGAAGGAAAGGGAGGAAAUUGAGGCAGGAGGAGGUGAGGAAGAUGAGAAAGAGGAGAUUGAUGCAGAGGAAGAGGAGGACGAGAAAGAGGAGAUUGAGGAAACAGGAGAGGAGGACGAGAAAGAUGAUAUUGAGGCAGAAGGGGGGGAGGAGGAUGAGAAAGAUGUUGAUACAGAGGGAGAGGAUGAGGGUGUGCCUGGCAUGGUCGAUGAGACCAUGGAGACAGAAACAGCAGAGGAAGCGGAUGGUGCUGACGUGAUGGAGGAGACAACUGAGGCAGAGGGAGCUGAAAAUAUGGGUGAAGCUGAAGCAAUGGAGGUGGUAGUGGAGGAGGCUGGUCGUGGGAGCAGUAAUGGGAAAAGGAAACGGGGGAGGAAUCUUAAAGCUCCUGCGAAAGUCAGCUCGAGGAAAAAGUUGGAAGAAGACGUUUGUUUCAUUUGCUUUGAUGGGGGUGAGCUUGUCCUGUGUGACCGGAGGGGAUGUCCCAAAGCAUAUCACCCUUCAUGUGUUAACCGUGAUGAGGCAUUUUUUCGAACUAAGGGUCGUUGGAAUUGUGGUUGGCACCUUUGUAGCAUCUGUGAGAAGAAUGCACACUACUGGUGUUACACAUGUACCUUCUCCUUGUGCAAGGGGUGUAUUAAAGGUUCUACUAUAUUAUGUGUUCGAGAAAACAAAGGACUUUGUGAGCCAUGUAUGAGAACCGUCAUGUUGAUUGAAAAGAAUGAAGGAAACAAGAAUGCGGAUAAUAUAGAUUUUGAUGACAAAAGUAGCUGGGAAUACCUCUUUAAAGAUUAUUGGAUAGACUUAAAGGAGAAGCUAUCUUUGACAUCAGAGGAACUUGGUGAGGCAAAAAAUCCGUGGAUAGGAUCUGAUUCUCAUAAGCAGGAGUCAGCUGAUGAACCUUAUAACGCAAAUGAUGAUGUUGGCUCAGAUAGUGAUGGUUCCUCUGAUAACUUGGAACUUAGCAAUACCAAAAAAAGAAAGACUAAAAAACGCUUGAAGUCCCGUACCAAAGACAAGGACUCACGGAAGACAAUUACUGCAACUGCUUUGGGAGGGCAAUCUGCUGGUGACAGCAAUGCAUGGGCAUCAAAAGAACUCUUGGAGUUUGUUAUGCACAUGAGAAAUGGCGAUAUUUCCCCUCUGUCUCAGUUUGAUGUGCAAGCUCUCUUGCUAGAAUACAUAAAAAGGAACAAACUUCGUGAUCCUCGCAGGAAAAGUCAGAUCAUUUGUGACUCAAGGCUUGAAAAUCUGUUUGGAAAGCCACGUGUUGGUCAUUUCGAAAUGUUAAAGCUUCUUGAAUCUCAUUUUCUUGUAAAGGAAGAUUCCCAUACAGACGAUCUUCAAGGGAGUGUCGUUGAUACGGAAGCAAGUCAGUUGGAAGCUGAUGGGAAUGAUGAUGGUGUGGGGAGAAGUGGUAAAGACAAGAAACGUAAAACACGUAGAAAGGGUGAUGGGAAAGGGCCUCAGUCUAAUCUUGAUGAUUAUGCUGCUAUUGAUAACCACAACAUUAAUUUGAUUUAUUUGAGACGCAAUUUGGUUGAGGACCUGAUUGACGAUACUGAAAACUUCCAUGACAAAGUAGUUGGUGCAUUUGCAAGAAUAAGAAUUUCUGGUACUGGUCAAAAGCAAGACUUGUACAGGCUGGUCCAAGUUGUUGGUACAACCAAAGCUGCUGAGCCAUAUAAAGUUGGUAAAAAGACGACAGAUACCUUGCUAGAGAUAUUAAACUUAAACAAGACUGAGGUUGUAUCAAUUGAUAUCAUCUCAAAUCAAGAGUUCUCUGAGGAUGAAUGCAAGAGAUUACGUCAGAGCAUAAAAUGUGGACUUAUUAACCGGCUAACUGUGGGUGAUGUUCAAGAGAAAGCAAUGGCACUUCAAUCUGUCAGAGUUAAAGACUGGCUAGAGUCAGAAAUAGUCCGGCUUAGCCAUCUUCGUGAUCGAGCUAGUGAAAAAGGACGCCGGAAAGAGCUUAGAGAAUGUGUGGAGAAAUUACAACUUCUGAAGACACCAGAGGAACGCCAGCGUAGAUUAGAAGAUAUUCCAGAAAUACAUGCAGACCCCAAUAUGGAUCCAAGUUUUGAGUCAGAAGAAGAGGAGGAUGCAGAUGAUAAGAGAAAAGGAAACUUCAUGAGAUCUAGAGCUUCUAGCUUUAGCAGGAGAGGUAGGGAGCCGAUUUCUCCACGAAAAGGUGCAUCUAAUUUGAGUGAUACCUGGAGUGGGGGCAGGAGUUAUUUCAGCACAAAUCAAGAACUAAGUAGGAACAUUUCUAGUCGUGCGUUCUCUGGCAAAGUUGAGGAUACAACUGGAGUUGGUGAGAUAGUAAAUGACACAUGGAAUCAAGGCAGAGACAGAGAAAUACAAGCACCAAACAGCUGGGAAAAGCAGAGGAUGUCAACUUCAGAAACUGGUUCUAGGAAUGCCCAGCCUGGAGUAAUAUCUGAAUCUACUGCUGUCUCAGAGAACUUGGCAUCUUCUUUGCCUACAGGGGUGACAGAAUCGCCAUCUAAAAUCAAUGAAUCAGAAAAAAAUUGGUAUUACAAGGAUCCAUCAGGAAAAGUCCAGGGACCAUUUUCCAUUGCACAGUUGCGUAAAUGGAGUGGUACUGGCUAUUUUCCAGCUGACCUACGAAUUUGGAAAGCAAAUGAUACACAAGACGACUCUAUACUUUUGACUGAUGUAUUAACUGGAAAGUUCCUGAAAGACAAGGUUCGGGUUUUGCACAAUUUACCCCCAUCACCCACCCCAUCUGGGACUCCUCAAGUUACACCCAUGCAAAGGGCUACAGAAAUUCAAGUUGGAGGAGAAAGUUGGAGAUCUCAAAAUGAAAUUAGUCCUUUGUCAGGCAAGUCUGUUCCGACCCCAGUUGACGUCACCAAAUAUUCUUCAGAUACAUGGGGUUCAACAAACCUUCCGUCUCCAACCCCAUCCCAAACUCCCCUUGGUGGAGCGAAGGCCCAAGCUUAUGAAAAUAAGUGGUCAGGCAAUUCCCUUUUAUCUAAUAAUUCUACUAUGUUGGGAAUCAAUCAGUUUCCGGGUAGUGCUGGAGGUACACGAGAGAGUGUGAUGCGAGUUGCUGAAAAUGAUCCAAGUUCAUUUUCUGCUAUGACAUCCAAGCCAGAAAAGAUUAUGACUACAAAUGAUCUUCCAGUACACCAUUUUCCAUCAAUCUCAGCACCUAUGCUGAAUCAUGCUUCAUUAAAUACGAGUGCUGAUAUACAGAAUGUUGUAUCAAAUCUGCAGAGUCUAGUUCAGUCAGUUGCUAAUCAGAUGCCGUCUGUUCCAAAGCCAGAAAUGCUUGCCUCAGGUCCAAUAACGGGAACUGAAUCCCAGCCCUGGAGAGGAACUCCAUCCCAGAAGUUAGAACCCAAUAACCCUGGUAUCAUGCAUGCACAACAACCUUCUGCUCAUGUUCUUUGGAGUGAUGCUUCAGCUAUACACAACCCUGCCUCAUUUAACACAGGAAAUACAGGUGGGAACUUUCCGACAUCUGGUUUCUCAGCAUCCGUUCCUCAAUCUGAUUCCUGGAGACCUUCAGUUUCAAGUAAUCAACCAAACAUUCAACCUCAGGCUCAGGCUCAGGCUCCACCCAACAUACCUUAUAACAUGGGUAUUGUGGAAAACCAAAGCGGUGCGCCAAGACUAGCGCAGGACAAUCAAAAUCCUGGUUGGGCACCAGUUGCUGGAAAUCCAAACAUGGGAUGGAGUGGACAACUCCCAGGAAAUGCAAACCUGAAUUGGGGAGUUCCUCCCAGUCAGGGUCUAGCCCCUGGAAAUACAAAUCCAGGAUGGCCCAAUCAAGGUAGAAAUCAAGUUUCGGGUUGGGUGCCAUCUGGUCAAGGACCUGCAGCACCUAUAAGUGCCAACACAAAUCAAGGUUGGGUUGGGCAUGGUCAAGUGCAAGGACAAGGAAAUGCAAACCUUGGAUGGGGUGGUGUUCCAGGUGGGAAUUCAGGCAACUGGGGAAGUGAGCGAAGUCACAACACAGAUAGAUUUGCAAACCAGAGGGAUAUGGGUUCUCAAGGUGCAGAUUCGGGUUAUGGUGGUGGUAAACCAAGGAACAGGCAAUCAUCGUUUGGUAGCGGCGGCGGUGGUGGUGGUGGUGGAGGAGGAGGAGGAGGAGGAGGGGGAAGUACUUCCAGGACUCCUUUCAAAGGGCAGAGAGUCUGUAAGUUCCAUGAGAGUGGGCAUUGCAAGAAGGGAGCUUCUUGUGAUUAUCUGCACAAUUGAAUUUAGUGAGAGACUUGAUAACAGCCCGGCAUCAGAUUUUUGUACAGUUGUUUGCUAUUGAUGAAGAGUUUUGUUAUAUUAUAAGCAUUUUUAUCCUUUUUUUUAAAUAGAACUGUGCAGUCUAGUAGCUCACCAAUUUUUGCCUUUUCUUCUCAUAGUUUCUUCUUGCUUUCUUCUCACAAUCUGAUCUUUCUUUUUUCUUUCUCAUAAUUUCUCUCUAAUUGUGGACCCCACUAACUAAUUCGUGAGAUGCCAAUAAAUGAAUUUUUCAUUCCUGCA